Dendroctonus ponderosae (mountain pine beetle) is the source of this 2892-nucleotide messenger RNA. Its product is annotated as platelet glycoprotein V. NCBI's taxonomy places the organism in Eukaryota, Metazoa, Arthropoda, Insecta, Coleoptera, Curculionidae. Gene Ontology annotation, molecular function: protein binding. The record is from RefSeq and is a predicted model, not a curated record. The coding region runs from base 195 to 2456 and encodes 753 amino acids. The transcript is spliced from 4 exons.
CAUUUCCGAGCUAUACUAUUGCUGAACGUAGAUACACGAAGAAGGCUUCGGGUCGAUAUUUGACGAACGCACACAACCCAGACCCGAGAAUGCAAAGCAUUAUUAUUCGCAUGUUUAUCGUUAUUAUAGUGUAGUCAUGCGCCCAGUGAUUGACAUUCGAAAGUUGCCUUAAUUUACUGCAUCAGAAUAAAAAGAUGGGGCCGUAUAGUCAUAUACUAUUGAUAUUUUUGGUCAGUAUUUUUUCGACUGGGCUUUCCUUCAACGGAGAACUAGCUGAGCAAGAAUGUCCAGACGAGUGUGAUUGUCAUUAUUUUCGAGUCAACUGGGUUACAGACUGUUCAAAUAGUAACUUGACACAAAUUCCUUAUGACGAACUUAGCUUGAACGUAUACGUUUUGGACUUGAACGACAAUUUGAUAUCUGAAAUUCAGCCGUUUCCUCCAGACUUCAAAAUGAGACGGUUACAGAUGGCAGACAAUCUUAUGGUGGAAUUGAGGAAGGAUUCCUUUAAAGAUUUGCACUACUUAAUCGAUGCUGAUUUUUCUGGAAAUCGCAUUAAGAAGAUCGAACCUGAUCUGUUUUUUGACUCUGCGGGUUUUAUAACACUUGAGCUGCAGAACAAUCCGCUGGAUCAAGUUGAGGGACCCUUCUUAGCGAUAAGCACUCUAUUAUACUUGGAUAUAAGUAAUUGUACCCUGGAAUUGCUGAAUGACCACUUCUUUGAAAAUAUAUCAGCCUUAACCACGUUGGAUUUAUCUGAAAAUCCACUAAAUAUUCUGGACAGCCGAGCCUUUGAAAAGUUAACAAGCCUGGAAACGUUGAAAAUGAAUCAUUGCAAUUUAACCGCUAUAGCGGAGGAUACAUUUAUUUCGCAACUUAAUUUGAAAACUCUCGAACUCAGCGGGAAUAAUUUCUUGAGGGAGAUGAAUUGGGAAAGUGUACUUUCAAGACUACCUUUGUUGGAAAACUUGGAUUUACGAAACGCGCACGUGAAUCAAUUAACGGAAACUAUGUUCUCUAAUAAUCACUAUUUGAGAGUGUUGGUGCUGGCAGAAAAUAAUUUGUCAGAUGUGGACGUGGGACUGAGCAUUAAGAGCCUGUCUAAUUUGGAAACCCUUGAUUUGUCGUAUUGCAAUUUGACUGUGCCACUAUCUGAAGACACUUUCGCAAACGUGACCAAAAUUCGAAGCCUUUAUCUAUCCGGGAACACGUUGUUUGCCUCUGAUUUACUAGUUGCCUUAUCGCCUUUAACAAACUUGCAAAAACUGUCUUUAAGCAAUUGCGAUUUACGGCGAUUGCCUGAUACGUUCCAUAAAUUUAAGAGUUUGCAAGAGUUGGACAUAUCUCACAACCCGUUGAACGACGCGUUCGUUAAAUUAUUAGCGCCUCUGGAAACUUUGGAAUAUCUUAACAUGGGAUACAGCAACUUAUCGUACAUCGCUCCUACUACGUUUUCGAAAAUGACGUCGAUGCGGCGCCUGAUUUUGUCGGGUAACGAUCUUAACAACUUGGAAGCCGGCCUGUUUGGCAAUUUGACCAGUUUGGAAAGUUUAGAACUCAACUUCUGCGGUUUGCGCCGUCCUCUCAAUGCCACAUUGUUUUUCAACAAUUUCACCUAUACCGACUUGACAGAACUUCAACUGGCCGGAAACCCGCUUCGUGUGUCAAAAACAGGCCCACUCUUCCCCAAACAACUUUCUCGGUUGCAAACUUUGGACCUUAGUAAUUGUAAUUUGACUUUCCUGCCACCCGAUGCCUUCUUCUGGACCAGGAAUAUAACAACUUUAAUUCUAUCAGGGAAUCAUUUCAGUUCCCCGAACGAUUUCCACUUUUUGGAACUUUUACCGAAACUCGAAGUCCUCGACUUAACCUACAAUAAGUUAUCGACCUUUUCGCCUAGAGAAAUCGAGUUUAACACACAAGUUUCCAGAUUAAAAUUAAUUGGAAAUCCAUGGAAAUGCGACUGUUCGGUCGCAAAUCUAUGGGAUUGGGCUCACAUGGAAAAAGGCGAUUUGAGCAUUUUAGUAGGAUCCACAAUUGGAGCUGCUGAUGUUACUGUUGGAAAGCACAAGCGCAAACGCUUGCUGGUAUGCAGCUACGAUGACAAAGUCGGCUUGCCUUUGAUUAUGAACAAAACUGUUGCUGGUCGAAAACCGUUCAAACAACAAAGAACAAUUUCAGCUUCUAACAGAACUUGGGCCAAAUUCGUUAGAGAAUCUGGCUGCGAACCAUCUCCUACUUUCCUUCUUACAAGAUCAGCGAGAUCUGUGGAAUCAGCUGGUUACGUAAAUUCGGAAGGAGUUAACAUGCGUCUAGCUGAACAUGGUGCAAAUUCUUGGGCAGCUGCAGCCAUUAACGCUUGUGCUCUCUACGCCACCAUCAUGGCUGCAAUUGGAGUUAUAUUCCUCGUUUCCAAAAGGAAAUUGGCUAUUCAAAACGUAGACAAAACCAACUAAGCGGUUGCAUUAAGCAUUCAAGUAUUAAAAAGACAUGCCCCUACUUCCUAUAUAUUUAAUUCCUUCUCUUUUAUACCAUGCUGUAUUAUUCUGUAUGUACGAUUUAUUAUUUCUGAGGCUUACUCAAUGUUUGCAUAAUCUAUAAUGUUGCCUUCACAGGUUUAGGAAUGAAAGACGCCGUGAAUGAGUAUUUAUUUUACCUACCUAGUAAAUACGAGGGUCAAUCUCGCUGACAAAACGUCUGACGAUGUCUAAUAAUAUGAGCAGCAAAUAUUCUGAAAUAUAUUUUUUUGUUAUGUAGGUAUAUGUUUAUAUUUUCUUAAAUAAUCAGUUGAAGACUGUCUAAUGUUGGUGUUACUUUUAUAUAUAAAUAAAUAAUCAAGGCUGUAAUUCGAACAUUUGUACUAGUAGAUAAAAUAAAACUGGUCGAUUUUAA